Molecule: messenger RNA, 8200 nt
Organism: Lepisosteus oculatus (spotted gar)
Lineage: Eukaryota; Metazoa; Chordata; Actinopteri; Semionotiformes; Lepisosteidae
Product: NACHT and WD repeat domain-containing protein 2
Molecular function (GO): protein binding
Source: RefSeq, a predicted model, not a curated record
CAUUCAUUUUAAUUCAUAUUAUUCUUGUUUAUUUCUUUACUACGUUUAUGAGAUCUUUGAUUUUAUCUGAAAUGACAACGCUCAGAUUACCGUGAACAAGGUUUAUAUGAGAACAAUUGUCUGCAAACGCCUAUAGACACUGCGAGGCGUAUCCGCUCUUAUGUUUUCCAGCCUGUUAUUGCCAAGGGGGCGUUUGAGUAGAUGCUGCUUGUUUUGUUUCCUGAUGUUUGGUAACCAUUACCUCAGGAUAUAUCUACACUAGAAAAUGCGAUUCAGGGACGUCGCGUACUUAACUGCAUCUGCUUUCAUCGAGAUUUGAAACAGUCGUUGUCAGUCUUUGUCUGGAUGGCAUCAAAUGUGCAGUCAAUUUCGUUACGAUUUUCUCCGAUUAAUUCAGUUUCACAGCCAAAGGGAGAAUUUCGCCUUUUUUUUCCAACGAAGUAUUAUGUAUCAAGGCAAUCCGAUGCAAAUACUCGCAAAACCGUGACUUUGAAUUAACAUAUCGCUGAUUUGCACUGGAAAUCGCCGCUCAUGUGGCCAACAGGAGUGGGUAGCAGGUUGCCCUGUCCCCGGGACUCUGCACUCCGCAGAGCGGCCCUCGGUGGGAAUGUCCUUGCUGUCUCUCCUCACCAUAUACCGACUGGCAGGAGUGUCCGAGUCUUCAUCUCUGCCAACCCUGACGACACAGAAGCUGAGAGAAGUGCUUUAAAAGAACAUGUGUAUCCUAAAUUAAGAGAAUUCUGCAGGGAAAACUAUGGAAUUGAGUUCCAGGUAGUGGAUUUAUACUGGGGAAUAGAUCCAGAGGAAUGGGACAAUCCAGAGCUACAGCGGAUGAGAAUGAAGCUCCUGGAAGAGUGCUUGAAAACAUCUUCAGGUCCAUGUUUUGUUGGACUUUUAGGUGAAAAAUAUGGCAGUAUUCGAAUCCCUGGAGAGGUGGAGUCAGCUGAGUUUGAAAUGAUUCUAGAUUCUGCUACAGAAGCUGGACUAGACACCAGGAUUUUGGAAGAAUGUUACUGCAGAGAUGAAAAUGCAGUUCCACCAGCAUACUACCUCAAGCCAAAAUCUGAAAUUCUGAAGAAUUUACAUAAUUCAAUGGAAUCUGCCAACAGAAACUUACAGAAUGACAAGAGCUGGCAGAACAUAGCAGAUGGGAUAAAAAAAGUUUUCAAAACAGCUGUUUCAUUACUUCAGGAAAAGGGCACUAUGAAAAACAGCCAGGCCAAGAGAUUCCUUUGCUCUGCCCUUGAAGAUGAAUUGGACUUUGCUUUAGGAAAACAAACCCCUGCAUUCCUGAAAAAGUGUGUUUGCUAUAUCAGGAAAAUUGCUAACUUUGACAGACAUGCAAAACUUCCAGAAAUGGGUCGCUACAUGGAUACAGUAACAGAGGGUGAGAAGAUAAUGCGCAACCAAGAAGCCUAUGAGAAACUCAUCAAACUCAGAGAUGAAUUUAUUCCCACAAUUGUUGCAUCUUCCAACCUUAGAGUGUACACAUCUGUCACUCAUUGUGAUAUGAAACUUGGGUAUUCUGAAGAUGUGGAAAAUCAUUAUGUUGAAGGCCUGUGUAAACAGUUUUAUGAGGAUAUGGUGGACAUUAUCCAAGCUACAGUCCAACAGAACUUUGACACUGAAAUGGACCCUCUUUAUGAUGAAGUACUGCAGCAUUUAUCUUUGUGCAAAACCUAUGCGACAUUUUUCGAGUACAGAUGUGAAGCAUUAAGUUUAAUUCACAAGUACAUUCUGCCUUCUAAGGCAGGACGAAUUAAUCCAUUAAUUGUUUAUGGAGGACCUUGCACUGGAAAAACCUUACUGCUUGCUGAAGUGGCAAAACAGGCUUAUGCUUGGCUCCAGAAGGAAAUGGGGCCUGACACAGAUCCAGUAGUAAUUGUGAGGUUUCUGGGAUCUACUGAAGUAUCUUCUGACCUCCACAGUCUACUGCAAAGUAUCUGUGAACAAAUAGCAAUCAACUACAGAUGCCUUAUACAUUUUAAUCCACCUAAAAUUCAGGAUCUUAGGGAGCUGAUAGUGAACCUAAUGAGUGAAUCUUCAUUCCAUCGUCCACUGAUAAUUGUAUUGGAUGCUUUAGAACAACUUUCAGACAAUGACGAAGCACGCAAACUAUGGUGGCUUCCAGUACACUUACCACGGUCUGUGAGAAUCAUCAUUUCCACACUGCCAAACAAGCAUGGGAUUCUACAAAAACUGAGGUGCCUUAUACAUGAUGAGAAUAAUUACAUUGAGCUCCUGCAGCGUGACAGGAAAAUGUGCAGCCAGGUACUCAAACACCAACUCCUUAAUGUCAAAAGAAAAGUCACUUCGGGUCAGCAAAUUUAUGUAAAUGAAGCACUGGGAAAGUGCACUUUGCCCAUGUUUGUGAAUUUGAUCUAUAGAGAAGUUAUGCACUGGAGGUCACAUAAAGAUGUUGAUGGUACAUCACUUUGCAGAACCGUGCAUGAGAGCAUUGAGCAUCUGUUUUGGUCUUUGGAAAACAAGUUAAGUUCCAGAUUUGUGUUUAGAGCACUUGGAUACAUCACAAUAGCCAAAGCUGGUCUCAGUGAAAUGGAACUGGAAGAUAUCCUUUCCCUUGACAACAGUGUUUUAAGUGACAUUAUGGUUAGUACCAACAUCAAGAACCCUCUAAGAAUCACCUACAAUCUCAUUGCUAAACUCAAAGAAGAACUAGAAGGAUAUCUCAUUGAAAGGCAAGUAAGAAAUGUGACAUUGCUUGUAUGGGCCAACAGGCAUCUCUAUCUGAUUGCACAGAAGUUGUAUCUCAACAAUGAGGAAGAUGUCCAUCAAAUGCAUAGUCUCCUGGCUGAGUACUUCCUAGGGGUGUGGUCUGGUGGAAGAAAGAAAAUAUUCCACUAUGAUAAUCACUUUGCUUCUCUUGAUUUAACUCAAAGGAAUCCCAACCACACUGAAAAGUCAAACACAGACAAGUCUUCCUUUGAUAGACAGACUCCAGAGCAGCCUUGGGUGUUUCAGUGCAACUUACUAGAACCAGAUAUAUUCUUUGUCAAUCACAGGAAGAUGACUGAGCUUUUAUAUCACCUGACAAGGAGUGGACGGACGGAUGACUUGAUGUUUGGUGUUAUAAUGAAUUUCAGCUGGCUCUACACAAUGAUUAAAAUUGGUCAGUUUGAAAAAGCACUUGCAGACAUUGACUUUGCUUAUAGUUACUCACAGGAGAAGGAGCUCAAAUUUCUUGCAAGUACUCUACGCAGCAUAAAAGUAAAGGUCAUGAAAAACCCUAGCUCUCUUUCUGCUGAAUUGCAACAGAGACUUUUGCCUGUUGUUACUUCAUUGCCAAAACUUAGACACUUGCUACUAGAAUGUGACAAAGAUGGUCCAAAGUACUGUUCUAUUGUUCCUUUGCAUUCCUCAAUGGAUGUUACAUACAGCCCUGAGCGCCUUCCUUUAUGCUCAAGUUACAUGCAAAUUGUCGAAAUUCUUCCAACGUUUGCCCCUACCAUUAUCAUUGCUGCACUGGAAAAUGGAUCUAUCAGCACCUGGGAUGUUGAGUCUCACCAGCUUUUAAGGCAGAUUGAUACUGCUCAUUCUGUUGUUCUUGGGAUAAAACUUACAAGUGAUGAGAAAUAUCUUGUUGUGGCUACAACUAAAAACACUUUGCUCAUAUAUGACAACCACAAAUCUUGCUUGUUGUCAGAGGUUGAAAUCAAAUCAAAACACUGUGGAAUUGCAGGAGGGAUUGCCUUUAUAAAUGGUUUCACCUUGUCUAGUAAUCACGCUCUCGCAUGGCUAGAAGCAAGCAAAGAUGUCAAUGUGAUAGACCUUCUUUAUGGAUGGCCCUUAUACCAAUUUCACUGCUGGUAUGAAGUCACUUGUGUCCAGUGUUCUCCAGAUGGAAUUUAUGCUUUUUGUGGUCAGUAUCUAAAUACCACAUCUAUAUUUCAUUUAGGAAGUGGAGAAAAACUAGCUACAGUGACAUCAGAGUUUUCUGGGGGAUUUGUAAAAUCUCUUCUCAUUUUAGACACUAUUCAGGAAAUGGUGAUGAUUGACAAUGAAGGAAGCCUCUCAGUCUGGAAUACUGAAGAAAUUACAAACCCCCAGAUAAUUGAGGACUAUGACUGUAGAGGAGAAGACAAUGAAGUUGUCAGCAUUGAACUGUCAGAAGACCAAAGUGCCAUUCUUAUUUGCAAGGCGAGAAGCAUUGAAGUUUUAGACACAAGCUUGUGGAAGAUGGCAGAAAAGUUUAAAGCAAAACUAAGUGAACGUUUUAUUUCUGCUGUUCUAUCCAAAAGUGCAGAGUGCAUUGUUGCUUCCAUGGAGAAUACUUCAUCCAUUUUUGUCUGGAGGAGGGACAGUGGUCAGUGUAUGGCGAGUUUGCUUGAAAUAUCAGGAUCUAUUGUCAAGUUAAUAAAAUCUAAUCAUCACAACUUGUUGUUAUCUGUUACCACUAGUGGUGUUGUCUCUAUCUGGGACAUAGACAUUAUAACAGCGAUGUCAAACAUUGACAAAACUGGAAAGCCAAUCCAAAACCUGCUACUGAGUGGCCGAGAUGAAUUUAUCUUUACAUUGGAUGGAUCUGAGUCAGUACAUAAGUGGAACUUCAGUACAGGCUUCAUUGAAAAUGUGUUUAAGCACGAGGGCAAUGUGGAAAAUUGCGUGUUGACAACAUCAGGAGAUUUAAUGGUCACAUCAGAUGACAGAUGUAAUCAAUAUGUCUGGCAUACCUCUACUGGCGAGAACAUAUUCCGAAUUAAUGGGCAGAAGAUAUCUCAACUUCUUAUUACACAUAAUGAUCAGUUUGUUGUCUCUCUUUGUGAACAGAAUGCAUCUAGAGUCUGGAGGCUAGCUACAGGACACAAAGUAUGUAAUAUACUUGUAGCAUUACAGAAUGCCUUCAUUACGACUGCAAAUACAUUCCUGAUUGGUAUGACCAAAAAUAAGCUGCUGGCUGUUAGUCUGUGGUCAGGAAGUGUGUCAAAGAAGUUUUGCUGUGAUGAUGGCGUUACCAUCGUCAGUUUUAAGCUCAUUCCAGAUUGCCCUGAUUAUGUUGUUUUUAUCACAUCUACAGAAACAGUGUACAUCUGGAGUGUGGCAGAGGAGUCCAUCUGCAGACGUGUACAACUCCCAAACAAUUUUUUGAAAACACUGGAAGAUUUUCAGAUCUCACCAAAUGGAAAACUGGGAAUUGUGUCCAGAGGAGAUGAAAAUAUCAAUAUUUUAGAUUUGCAUAGUGGCAAGCUGAGGAUUGUUCAUGCCUCUGGUGUCCUUUGGCGACAGAGACUCUCACGGGAUGGUCGUUACCUGGUAUACAUUUGCUUUCAGAACAGCGAUGAUGAUGAUGAUAGUGGUGUGGUCUCCAACCUAACUGUUAUGAGAUUAGCUGAUGGCAAGAGCAUCGGUGCUUGUUCACUUUAUAAAACCCCAACCUUUUUCAGCCUAUCUCAACGACAUCUCAAUAUAAUUGUGGGAUUCGAUGAUGGGAGUAUAGGGACUUACACAGUAGUGGACCGCGUAGAUGCAGCCCUAAAAAUCAAAAUUGCUACAUCAAACAGCCGUCAAAUUGUCAACAAUGCUUCACAAAAAGUGCGUCCCAAAUGUGCAACUCACAGCUGUAAAACAAUUGCAGACUGUGUUUGGAGAGAGUCUACUGAGGUUUUUUCAAGAGAAAGUCCCAUAAAUGUGUCGGAUUCAGGUGAGACAGAGGCAACACCAACCAAAAAACAAAACUGUUGUCAUGACAGAGUAUGUUCAGACAAUUAAGUUUACAGUUUCAAUGCUGCAGAUCAGCAAAAUAACAUCAGCCACACUGUUAAUGAAAAGAAUUUAGAUGUAUAAAAGCUAACAGUUGUGGCUUCAGAACUCAAUACUUUCAUAAGCCUCAUUUUAAAGUUUUGAUUUUUAAGCUUAAUUUUACUGAACAUUUAUUUGAUUCAAGUCAGCAUCCUCUUAGUUGUUUCACUGUAGGGAAAUAUAAGUUAAAUAUCCUGUUAAAUGUUUGAUCUUUGCUGGAGGGAGUUGAAUAUUUUUAUUAACUAUUUUGAAAAGAUCCUUCCUAUGUCAGACACUAUUUUUGUUAAUUUGCACUGUACCUAUGUGAACCUCUUCACUGCUUAACAUUAUGAAAACCUGAUGGACAAGUUUCCCACUAAUAUAGUAUGAGUGACAAAGUGAUGAAAAAUAUCUUGUGCAUAUUGUUUACUUUGCUCCUUGUCAUUAGUAUUUACUUUUUCAAAAAAAGUGUGCAAACACUUUGACUAUAUGACAGCAAUGAUACAGAAAUUUACUUUUUAGUACUGGUAUACAUUUACAUUGAACUGCUUAAAAAUAUGGAUAGCUUUAUGCAAACAAAUUGAGUGCCUGAAUUUUAAAAGAUUUUCAUAAUGUUUGUUGGAACAAAAUAAAGUUACAUGGAACAUAUUAAAAUUUUACAGGUUGCAGUUUUGAUGAUGUUGAUAAAUGUUAUAGAUUCAUUUUGUUUUUGAUUGACCCAGAUUUUUUAAUUAGAUCUGUAUAAAUUGAUUAACAAAAAAAAUCCAUAUUAAAACCUUAACAAAAGUUAGUGAUUUAAAAACCAGACUGCACUGACCUUGAAGCGCAUUUUUUAAACAAAAUAUUACACCAAGAAAACACCGGUGGAGUAAAUCACUGACUUUUUAAUUAAAUUAAAAGGCAUUUGACCAUUUAGAAAUGCAUUUCAUUAAUCCAUAAAUAUUUUAAGACCAGUCAUUAAUAUCACAUAUUAUAUCAUUUUCAGAGACAUUCCAAUGUGGUUGCCUCAAACACAAUUGUGUGUAAAUGGGUAUUUUAUGAGGAUUUGAGUCUCUGAGUAUAUUCAGAUAAUUUUCUUGGGCAGUUAUUUAUUCUGUGAAAGCUAUCAAUCUGGGUGUAGAAUUUCCUCUCAAGCAUGGAGAAUACUUGCAAGUUAGAGCUGUGCUACUAGUUGACUAUGUUUGGGGUGACAUAAUUGGCUGAGCUUCACCAAAGCAAUAAGUUGAAGUUGCACACUGAACUGUGAUUGGUAAAAGCUGUCAAUCCUAGAUCAGUAUGAUAGCAUGGCUAACUUGACAAUAUUUACGUUGGAAAAUGUGUCAUGUUUUAUGUGGACGCUAUUGUGUAAGUAGUACUGAAAAGACUUUAGCUCCAUAAAAAAUAAUUGGUAAGUCUAAGUCAAGUUGCUUAGAAAUUGACAUAACUGUGUGAAUGACAAUAGGGGAACAUCUAGACAGCUGAUGAAGGUCAGAAUGUACUAGCAAUCACUUAGUGUGUAUUUAGUAUAUCUAGAAAGCAUAUUUAAUUAUUUAAUAUUUCUUUCCAACUUGGAAUAGGCAUAAAUGUUACAAAAUGGAACUUUGUUAAUUGUGAAAAGUUUGUUAGCUGCCUUUUCCUUACAUGACAGAAAAUGGAAUAACCACUAUUAUAUUUAAGUAUGUACACAACCUUGUUGUGUAAAAGGCUGGAACUUUUAUCUUUACCUGUAGUUAUUAUGAAUCUAAAGGGCUAAAUAUUUCCUUAUAUAUGUUUGUUUAUUUUCAAUAAAAAACACCAAGCUAUUUCAGUUAUCCCAAGAAAGUUGUGAGCUUUAAAUAACACUGAUACCUUCCCACAGUGAGUAAACCUUAUAAAGUAAACAUUGAUAUAUUUGCCAAAGCUUCCGAGUUUAAUUUUUUGUUGUUUGCAACUUAUGGUCUUUUAUGGCUGGAACGUUUGACUCAGUAAAAUGUGAUCUUUCAACGUAAAUAAGUUGCAGUGCCUUGUAAAAGUAUUUAGACCCUCGCAAAUGUUUCACAUUUUGCUGCUUUAAAGCUUGCAUUUGAUAAAUUUUGACGUAGCGAUUAAUAUUUGUUGUAUACACAACCUACACCACACUUUCAAAGGAAAAACAUUGAAUGAAGUAAAGAGUAAUUAAUAUGACGGAAAAAUAGAAAAGUCAUGAUUGCAUAAGUAUUCAAACCCUUUGCUAUAGCAAAAAAUAAUUGGUGCACAACUUAAGCCACACAGUUAGAGGAGUCAUUUUAAUUGCAUGACCAAUGAGUAAAAUUAGUGUUGCCAAAGCAAAACAAAUACAAUUAACAUAAAACAAUCUUUAGCCAUUUACAAUACUUCCUGUUUGUGUGAAAUAUACUGAUUCUCUUGAAGAGUAGAUACACCUGUCUCUAUAAACCCCGGUGUCCUGGCCAAAUUUCCCAUUGGCCCUUACCAAUCAUGGCCUCCUAAUAAUCCCCCUCUAUGAAUU